AAAUAUUUUAACUUAAAUAUGGUUAAAUAUUAUACGAAUAAUGACAAGAAAUAAUGUUGGUUAAAAACGGUUCGGCAAGCUUCCAAACAAAUGGUUGUUCUAGGCGUAUUGUUCCUCCUCGUUUUAGUUUUGUAUGCGUAUAAAAAUCACAACCGUGAGUUGGAGGCAACGACUUCAGCCAUCCGUGAGAUCUGGUCGGGCAGUUGCCGACUAUCGUGUAGGCAGGAUCAACAAAGUGGCUUGAGUGACAAUAGUGGCCUUGACAAAAGCCUACGUCAAGGAACCGAGUCUAAUUUCUGCUGGAGCAAUCAGAAUCAAUCGAAUACCGGGCGUAGUGACUGCAUCUGUGGCACUUGCCCAUGUACCUUAAUUGAAGAUGUUUACAGAACAUGCAGACCCGCUACCAGUUUGUAUUCACAGUCCAUCGAGGUUAUUUCAAGGGGCUACUGUAAUGUAUUGAGAGCGUUAUCUGAUGCCUGUACUACUACUGGACGAGGGACGGAUGGAGGAGUGUCAUCCCACAGAGAAGCUGAGAUACUGUCUAUAAAACAAUUUGGAUCGGCAGAUAACAUUAAUUUCAUAAAUAAAACUGCCGUCAAAGCUGAAGGGGAAAUAAAAGAAUCAGACUUAAUUCAAUCUAAAGAACCAGAAUUCAGUCGUAGGAAAGAAAAAGGACUUGGUCAUGGAAAGGUAGCAGUGGCAAGCCAAGAAAGGCAACUGGAGAUUGCUCAAAGACCAGAAGCAACGGGUCAAAAACAUAACGUAGUACUCGAAGAACGAAAAGAAACGAAGCCAUUGGUAUCUGCAGAUGAUAUUAAAGCUAACAAGCCUACUGGCUCGAAGAUUGAAGGUCUCAAAAUAGAAAUAGAGCCUAGUCAAAAAAAGGAACUAGAGUUGAAUCAAAGCCAAGCAGGUAAAUCUAGCCAAAAAAAAGAAAUUGCUUUUCUAAAUGAUUCCGAUGCAACUGUUAUCAAUCAGCUGCCUAAAACUGUUGCUGUGUCUCACGAAAUAAAUAUAAGGCAAUCUGAGGCAACAAAAUAUGACACAGACUCGGAAUCAUCGGUAGAAGCGGCGAGCGAACGAAAAAGUUGCUCUAAAUGCAUUGAAAAGGGUAAAAUAUGUAUCGGCAGUUGUCCAAAAGCGAAUAGUAAAGACAAUAAAAAUAAAUUAUAGUAAC
Pararge aegeria (speckled wood butterfly) is the source of this 1177-nucleotide messenger RNA. RefSeq lists its product as uncharacterized. The record is from RefSeq and is a predicted model, not a curated record. Lineage: Eukaryota; Metazoa; Arthropoda; Insecta; Lepidoptera; Nymphalidae. Bases 91 to 1173 code for a protein of 360 amino acids. The transcript is spliced from 6 exons.